AUGAACUUUGAGGAUGUGGCCAUCACUUUCUCUGAUGAGGAGUGGGGGCUCCUUGAUGAGGAUCAGAGACUCCUGUACUGCAAGAUGAUGGUAGAAGCUUUUGCACUGGUCUCAUCAGUAGCCAGACCAAGGGCUGUACUUGUUUUUUCCAUUGUCCUGUCAAAUGUGCUGUGUAUUAGAGUGCUCAAUAAUUUGGAGAGACCUUAUCAAAGGACUGCAUGAAUAUCCCUCACACUCAUUGAGUCAAAUAGGGCAGGAAGUGUUGUUGUCAUAAAACGCAUGAUGCGGAGGAGAGUGUACCUGUACUCGCAGAGUCACAGGUCAGUGCUUCUCAGACAGCUCCAGCAACCCAGAGGACCCAUCUCUGCAGGAGGUGUUUCAGUGUUCAAAGCUAUUCUGCACCUGACUGAGUCACAAGCAGCAGACUUAGAGCAGAAAGCCUUCUUCAGGGCCACAUGUGUGAGAGACUUCUGUUUCAGUGCAAACCCUCAGGAGCCUCAGAGGGAAGCCAGUGGAGAGAAGCCCUGGAGAAAAGCUGUGGACAGAGACUCAUUUGUGACCAGGUUCAGUUUAUACUUAUCAGGGCUGCCUUCAACCAGAAGGGAGGCUGUGGAAGACUUCCCAGCCAUCUCACAGUUUCUCCACAAGCAGGCCCCUCUUGACACUGAGCAACCACACAGUCAUACUGAGAUUUCAGAGGAAUUUCUCAAUAGAAAAAGGCAUCACCAUUGGGAUGAUUGUAAAAAACCUUCCAGCCACAACCAGAACCUUAUGCAACAUCAGGGCAUCGGCUCUGGAGAAGUCAAUGAUAAGUGUAAUACAUGUGGGAAAGCAUUUUCAUUUAUAUUUAACCACAAUAGACAUAGAAGAGUUCACACUGGAGAAAAGUCCAAUCAGUGUACUGACUGUGGGAAGCUGUUCAAUCAAAGGUCUUCCCUCUCUACACAUUACAGAGUUCACACUGAAGAAAAACAUUACAAAUGUAGCGAAUGUGGAAAAUCAUUUAAGCGCAAUUGUGACCUCUUUAGACACAAGAAAAUUCACACUGGAGAAAAAUCUUACAAAUGUAGUGAAUGUGGAAAAUCAUUUAGGAGCAAUUAUAACCUUUUUAGAUACAAGAGAGUUCACACUGGAGAAAAACCUUAUGAGUGUAGUGAAUGUGGGAAAUCUUUUAGGCAGAAAUGUCACCUCCUUUUCCAUCAGAGAGUUCACACUGGAGAAAAGCCAUAUCAAUGUAGUGAUUGUGGGAAGUGCUUCCAUAUGAACUCUAGCCUCAUUAAACACUACAGAAUUCACACUGGAGAAAAACCUUACAAAUGUAGUGAAUGUGGAAAUUCAUUUAAGUCCAAUCAUGACCUCUUUAUACACAAGAGAAGUUCACACUGGAGAAAAGCCAUAUGAGUGUAGUGAAUGUGGGAAGUCCUUCAGCAAAAGCUAUAGUCUCAUUCGACACCACAGAGUUCACACUGGAAAAGGGUCUCAUCAUAGCAGUGAAUGUGGGAAAUCUUUUCACUACAAAUGUUUACUUGUCCAACACUUAAGAGAACACACUUCAGAAAAGCUUUAAAUGUGCAGGGUAUGUUUUACUUUCUCAUGUAGAACACCACCACCAGAGGAGAAACUUUUAUCCCCAUUUACUUGAAUGCAAACCCCUUAAUCAGAACAUACACUCUGCCAGAUGCCUCCUAAGUUUCAGGUAUAAAUAACACUUUCAGGAACUUCAUCGUACU
Messenger RNA from Pipistrellus kuhlii (Kuhl's pipistrelle), 1730 nucleotides. RefSeq names its product zinc finger protein 211-like. Gene Ontology annotation, molecular function: DNA-binding transcription repressor activity, RNA polymerase II-specific. Gene Ontology annotation, biological process: negative regulation of transcription by RNA polymerase II. The record is from RefSeq and is a predicted model, not a curated record. NCBI's taxonomy places the organism in Eukaryota, Metazoa, Chordata, Mammalia, Chiroptera, Vespertilionidae.